CUUGUUUCCGAAUUUUGAAGCGCAUUUCGCAGAGCCGAUAGAGGGAGAGGAGGAGGAGGAGAUCAGCGCUGAGAGCGUUGGAUCCGCAAACGAUGAGGGGAGAGGUUCAACCUAACAUUGACUGUUAUAGUUGACUUGCAUGGGAGCAAAAUGACCAAUACUGAACCACUGAAGUUGCAAGAUGCUGGGGCAAAUGAUUGUUGGAGUUUGGGCAGUAAUCCCUAUCCUUCUGAUAGAUUUUCCAAGGUAUCAAUUGGGAUUACUAUUAAUAAGUUUCCAAUGCUGGCAUCUGGAGCAAAAAUUAAAGAUAGACUUACAGUUCCUGCUUGCGAGAGAAUACAUUCAUCUCAAGAAAACAUUGUAAAGGAAAACAAAGUACCUGAGGUUACUGAGACCACAAAGCAAAAUGGAAAACUGACUAAUAAAGAGCAGAUGGCUUCAGAAAAAUUAUCCACAAGAUUUAAACCUCAUGAGACACCAAGCUCUCAAAGAGUUCAUGUAUUUGCUGAGCAAACUACAGUACUUGAUACAGAAGAAGGUAUGCUCAAGAACAUAGCAGUUGUUGAUGCUAAAGUAGAUCAGGCAGGUAAAGCUGAGAAGCCUUCAGCGUGGUUUUCCAGAAAGCCCCUACUUCAUGAAACACCAACUGCAGAGAAAUUUCUGUUCUUUGUAAACCAAGCUUCAGUUCUACAGUCACAGGAUGGAGUACAUAAGGAAACUGAUUCUCUUGCUUGCGGAAAGAGAUUAGAGAAGGAUGAAAACACUGAAAGGGCAGUCGCAUUUGCCACCAUGCAGAAAAUGCAAAUGCUACAAAAAGGUGUGGGUUAUGAACAGCCUGAUGAAGUGACUACGGACAACAAUGGGGCCCUGAAGAAGAAGAUUUGGGAGAUACUUGGUAUGGCUUCAGAGAGCAAGCAGAAUAUGAACUUGCCAAAUUCUGAAGACAAAGAGGCAUACCAUGGUAAACAAUUUGGUAUGGCUCCAAAAAGCAAUCAUACUAUGGACUCUUCAACUCCUGGAGACAAAAUGACACUCAGUAGAAAUCAAAGAGGGGAAUUUCUGAAAGAAAAAUCAGUCAAACCAAAACAGAACCCAGAUGCUAUUGAGACUCAUUUGGAGAGUCCGAAAGAAAUCAUUAGAGGACCUAUUACUCAUUAUUUUACACGAAAGAGAGCUUCAUGUAGAACAUUCCAGAAGUUGCACAGGGGUAAUUUGUAUCCGAAGAUUCCAUUGUCUGCCUCCAGCACAGAAUCUAAACCAAAGUUGGAAGAUAAGAACAUCUUUGCCUUUGAUCAAGAGGAAGCAAAAGCAGUCACUUCAGGCCGAUAUGUCAGUGGCCAUCCUAAUAUAUCGAAAAGGAAGAGGAGUGAGCAGAAAAACAAGAGAAUUAAGUUCAGGGCAGCCCCACUUCCUAAAAAGUUGGUUUCUGACAAGACUCUAAAAUCCAAUGAAAAAGAACAAACAGUGUUAUCUUCUGUUAAAGUAACAUCAAGGAGACAGGAAACAAGGUCCUCUCCUUGUCUAGUGUUUCAGCAUGACAAAGACCAAUUGCAAACAUCAAACCAGGUUCCAAUUUUGAACCACCACUUACAAUUAGGAGCAAAUAAGCAUUUAGCAAUGCCACCAGUAUUAAGCAGUGCAGAAACUGAAGAACAUUCUGGUAGUCUGAAAAGGAAGAGGAAUUCAUGGAAACAUGAUAAAAGCCAAGUGCCAAAUGAUGUCAAUCUGGAGAAGGAGAUUGAUCAUCCAUCAGUAGAAAAAACUUCAAUUCCAUUGGUUGAUUUUCAGUGUCCAUCUUUUGCGAAGGAUGCAAAUCCACCUCCACAAUUAUGCAAACUACUCAAUGAGGACCUCUGUACACCAGUAGCAAAUUGGAGAAAAAUUCCAUCAAGAACAUCUUCUAGGCCACAAAUUUUGGAGAACCACAAACAAGAAACUGACAACUCAAAUUCAGAUACGGUAUCCACUGAUGAAACCAUAGAGAUUCAUGAGUCAGAGAAUGUGAUGCUUCCACAUGAUGCAGAAGGAAAAGAAACUGAAAAGCAACCUUCUCUAUCUCCAAGAAAAAACCAGAGAUAUAAGAGCUUUGAAGCAAGUGACUUCAUUAAUGAAGAUUACAGAUCAUCUGAAGAAUGGUUCUUGAACUCUGGUAGUCUUCCUGAAUCUCCUGUUGGAAUUCAUCGGAUGAAAAGGGUAAACUACCUAAAAGAUACCAAAAUAAGCAAAAGCAGCCUAUCCUCACCACCUCAUGUUGGCACUUCAAGAAUUGAAGAAGCUACUGGAUUACAUGAAAUCUUGGAGCAUUAUCCAGAGGAUGAGUUGGCUAGGUCUGUGUGCCAACUGGUGCGACUUCUGGAAAAAUUCAAAUCUAAAAUAAGGUCACAAAUAUGCAAAAAAAGCUCAAAGAUACUUUUGGAUGCUGGAGAAAAAGUACAUCUGCAGCUACAACAUGCUGAAUCUCAGAUGGAAGCAGAUCUAGGGAAGUUCCUUGGCAUUGGCAAAUCCAAGGGUAAAUGCUUGGAGUCAAAAUUCCAAGAGCAACAAGAAAGACUGAGGUUCAUGCACAACAAGUUCAAGGAGGAGGUUGAUCAGCAUCUCCUAGGCUGCAGGAGCACUCUUGAGGAAAUCGAGGCAUACAAAAUUGAGCUAAAAGGAAGUUUGGACAGGCAAAAGGCUUCACAUAGAAAGCUUCUUCUGCAAGUUGAGGGAGCAAUAGAAUCUCAAAUAAGUGAUGCAGAAACAAGAGUUGCGACACUUCAUAAGGAAGCUGAUAGAAAAAUAAAUGGAUUAAAGCAUGUUCUGAAGGAGUGGUUGUUAGAAGGCACAGUUAACUGAAGAUUUGUUACAAGAAGGAUGAUGGCAGGAUACACAUGGCCUUCUGCCUGAACUAAGACCGAGAAGAAUGAAAAGGUGCAGGUACUGUUUUGCCACUAGGAAUGUUGGUAAAGAAAACCUACUGCAAUUUCCAUUUUCUGUUUGUCCAUUUUGUAGGAUUGUUCUAACUGAUGUGCAGUUUUUUUUUUGUUUUUGUUUUGGAGUCUUGCUGGCCAAUAGAGUAAUAUUUACCGAUCAAUAUAGAUUGUUUAUCCAA
Molecule: messenger RNA, 3091 nt
Organism: Musa acuminata subsp. malaccensis (wild Malaysian banana)
Lineage: Eukaryota; Viridiplantae; Streptophyta; Magnoliopsida; Zingiberales; Musaceae
Product: meiosis-specific protein PAIR3
Biological process (GO): meiotic cell cycle
Source: RefSeq, a predicted model, not a curated record